UAUUGCUUGUCCUGUGAAGUUUCUGAAGUGCAGAGAAGCCUGAGAGUAUACAUCUAAAUAUCUAACGAGGGGAUUUUUAAAAACGUAUUGUUAAGUUGUUUGGCUCACAAUAAAUAGUAGUUGCAUGAAACCAUUGAGUUGGUUAUAGCAGUCGCAAGAUGAAGGUUCUUACUAAACUCUUAAUAGUUGGUGUUAUAGGUGCAGCUUUUGUUGCUUUCCAAUGGAGUGGACCCACUUUUGACCCAGAGUCGUUAAAGGGUGCCCGGGUCCUGGUGACUGGUGCCAGUACGGGAAUAGGUGAACAAAUGGCAUAUCACCUCGCCGGCUUUGGUGCCCAGGUGGUUAUUACAGCCAGGAGGGAAAAGGUUCUACAGCAGGUAGCAGAGAAAUGCCAGUUGUUGGGGGCCCAGAAAGCUCUAUACAUAGCAGCAGACAUGGCCAAUCUGUCUGACCCAGAGAGAGUGGUGAGGUUUGCUGUGGACAAGCUGGGAGGACUGGACUACCUGGUGCUGAACCACAUAGGACCCAGCCCAUUCGCCAUGUGGGAUAGAGAUGUGGAACACACUAGAUGGUUAAUGCAGGUGAAUUUCCUCAGCUAUCUGCAGAUGGCAAAGACAGUUCUGCCUACCCUUGAGCAGAGUCAGGGUUCCAUUGUGGUCGUCACCUCCUUGUUAGGAAAAAUUAGCAGUCCGUUUGUGGCUCCGUACACGUCCACCAAGUUUGCCCUGAACGGCUUCUUUGGGACGUUGCAGCAUGAGCUUUCCAUGCAGAGGAGCAACGUGUCCAUCACCAUCUGCAUCCUGGGCCUGAUCGAUACAGACUCGGCUAUGGAGAAAGUCAGGGGCAUCACCAACAUCCAAGCCUGGCCGGCCAGUGAGGCGGCUCUGCACAUCAUCACUUCUGGAGCCACGCAACAGACAGAGUCUUACUAUCCCUGGUUCUGGUACUAUUGCUGUCUCAUCAGAGACUGGUUCCCCUACUUCAGGGACAUGUCUUUACGUAACAUGUAUAAAUAUGAACCAUUUGCUUGAAAUAUACAUUACGAUAAUAUCGCUUUUGCAUUUUUCCCAAUUUGGUUUACACUUAUUUGUUGAUUUAAAAAAAAUGCUGUUACAGCCAACUUCUCUGACAUUGAUAAUUUAAACACAGUUCUUUAAAUGAUAAACAGUUCUGUAUAUUGGAAGAUUUUCAUGUAAAACUGUGUUACUUGUUGGUCUUCUUCUUUGUAUAAUUGGUUGCUUUUCUGUGGUACAUUUCUGCAUGUUUAUGUUACAAUUUGAACUUUGUCCAUCCCCUCUCUCAUUGCUUUUGAAUGAUAUCCACAUGUAAUCAACAGUACUGGGGAGUAGUGAACUACAUACAUGUAGUUCAACUAGUUCUUUAAUUACAUUUUGCAGUAGAUUGGUGGUAGUUUAACUCAAUUCAAAUCUUGGUAGUGCUUUUAGUAGUAAAUUACUUUUCUGCCAUGUAGCGAUGUUGCUAACUACACACUACUGUUUUUGCAAAAAUAAAUAAAAUAUGGGUGAAUU
This is a messenger RNA of Oncorhynchus keta (chum salmon), 1529 nucleotides long. Its product is annotated as hydroxysteroid 11-beta-dehydrogenase 1-like protein. The record is from RefSeq and is a predicted model, not a curated record. Gene Ontology annotation, cellular component: intracellular membrane-bounded organelle. Lineage: Eukaryota; Metazoa; Chordata; Actinopteri; Salmoniformes; Salmonidae. The coding region runs from base 159 to 1031 and encodes 290 amino acids. The transcript is spliced from 6 exons. Gene Ontology annotation, molecular function: oxidoreductase activity.